Alligator sinensis (Chinese alligator) is the source of this 4029-nucleotide messenger RNA. RefSeq lists its product as uncharacterized. The transcript has 14 exons. The record is from RefSeq and is a predicted model, not a curated record. Gene Ontology annotation, cellular component: SCF ubiquitin ligase complex. Gene Ontology annotation, biological process: SCF-dependent proteasomal ubiquitin-dependent protein catabolic process. Gene Ontology annotation, molecular function: protein binding. Bases 1 to 3981 code for a protein of 1326 amino acids. Lineage: Eukaryota; Metazoa; Chordata; Crocodylia; Alligatoridae.
AUGGAAGAUUUAUUUGACAAAACUUCUGAAAGACUCCAAGCUGAAAUAAUUCAUGAAACCGAUACCCCUCAUACACGGGAUCUCAAGGUCUUACGAGCCAAGCGCUUAGCUUACUAUGGAAGGACAAAGACUGUCUGUAGUAGUACUGGCAAUACACCAAGUUCAAAAUCUUCUGGUGCAGAAGGUUUGCACUCUGUUGUGAACAUUAAAGAAAAAGAUCAGACUUCCCCAUCAAAUAGCCCUCAGCAACUUAAUGAUGCAACAAAUGGAAAGAAACUUCUAAUUCAGAAAUCCUCUGGAAUAUGUCAAGAAGAACAACAAGCAACUAUCACAGAGCCAGAAAUGCAGAGAAAAUGUAUGGGUCAGAACUGCAUUUUAGAAUUGGAUCACAGACUGCUGGAGGAUGUGUCUGUGCCAGAGACACAAAAACUCAAACAUGUUGUGAGCUGGGCACAACUGUUCCUUAGUAACACUCAUGAAGAGGAUAAUGCACUGAAAAAUUCACGGUCAUCCCAGGGACUUAUCUUUUCUCAUGGCAAAGAAAUUGAAAUAGUGCCAGAUAGCAAGAGGAAAGAAACUAGUAGCUCCGAUAGUUUUUUCUUUGAGCUGGGAGAUGGUAUUGACUUCAGUGCCCAUGGUAAUACUUGCAAAAGCUCUAGCCUUCAUGCAGUUUCAGAGCACGUAGAUAACUUGGAAGGAGCAGAAGAAUGCACGUCUCCUGAUUUAUUAAGAGAAAGCACAUUAUCCACUGAAAACAAAUGUUACUCUAACAUUUGUAUUAGCAGGGAAAUAGAGACAAUAACCAUGGAUAUGAGGGCAAGAAGAGAUCCUGCGAUCUCCCAGUCUGGCCAACUUGCAGUUGCAUACCAAACCCACAACAGCAAAGACAAAUAUUUUCAAAAUAAUAGCAAGACAGCUAUGUCAUCAGAGAUACUUUGUAUCCAGCCACAUCCUUUUGACAGUUGUUCAAGUAAAACUGUAAAUGUUCUUCAUGAAAAUACUGCCACUUGCUUUUGGCUGCCUCUAAGUGAUAGUUCAGAUGAGGAAUGUACAGACAGAAUUGUGAAGACAAGGGAACCAAGUAAGUGUUAUGCUGAGAUCGAGGGACACAAAAACCCUACAUGCAGUAUUCUUCCACCCAAAGGAGAAAAAAUUAAACAUUUGGGUUCGGAUGUGCUGGAAGGCAGUAAUACCUUCCUGAGGAGGAAGAAUGACAGCAGUGGAAAAUGGACUAAAGGAGAAAAGUGUGUGUUAAAGAAUCAAGAAAGGGAUAACCAGAAGGAUUUCAUCUUGGUUUUAAAGGCUGAAAACUUCAAAGAAAGCAAGGUUAUUACAGAUCAUUUCCAGGAACAGGCUGGAAAGAGUUGCAACCUCUCCUCUACUGAGUCUCAGAAAAGAAAAGAUGACCUUGAAGAGCUCAUGUUAAAUUUUACAUUUUUAAAGAGAGAGAGGGAUCAGAGAGAUCAGCCAACAUCCGAGCAUGAAGAAGGGGGUGACAGGACUUUUGAGGUGAGAAAACAUGUUGGAGAAGAACAAACAAACAGUAUUUUCAGUGGAGCAAGUUCUGUAAAGAAUACAGAUAUGGCCUGCAAGAGAGAACAAACAAAAAUAGAGCUAAAACUCUCUAGGAAGGAUCAGGCCAUGCAAAAUAGUAAUCAUUUUCUGAAUUUAUUAGCCAAUUCUCCUGAAACCCCUCCAUAUUUUAAAGUUUGCCCUGAUUGUGCAAGCCUCAAUUAUCCACAUGUAAACUGUUGCAACAGAUGUGACUGUGCUUUGUUAACUGGACUAAUACAGUCCAGGGAAGACAAUAUGGAACCUAAAUGCAAGAUGACCCGUGGUAAUGUGAUGAAUGAACAGAACAGGUGUUUUUUCAAUCCAGUCAUCAAAUCUGAACAAGUCUUGGAAAGCAGCUCAGAAGUAUCCCCCAAAACAAGCAAAAAUAGUGAUGAUGGCAAAGAGUUCUGCUGGGAGGAUGAACCACUAUUAAAUUCAGACUGUGAUAUAGGUGUUUUGGAUAAAUAUUAUUUUUAUUUGAAUUAUCUGAAUAAGACUAGAAGUCUUCAUCCCAGAGAGGGACAGGAGUCUUUUCCUUUCCAAGAAUUGAAUGGCUUUUCUAAAGAACAAAGGUUUGCCAAAUGUCUCAAGAGUAAGGUGGUUGAACAAAAGGAGACGGAAGAAACUAACAGUGAUUGUAGAGAUUUUGAACUAAACUGUGUUAGUUCAGACUGUAAGUAUUCUGAACUAAACAGAAACGCUGAUGCUAUAGAGCAAGAGAAAAGCCAAGUUGAAGAGCUAAAAAUGCUUGAAAGAGAAUCUGCUUCAGAAAGUGACUCUCCCAGUACAAUAAAGGAGAAGAAAAACAGCCAAGUAUUAAUAGAUAAGAAACUCUCAGAAACCAAAAGCAUUAGAAUGGAAGUAACUGGUUCUAAGAGGCAUUGGGAGAAAUCCAGCAUUGCAUGGUCUUCAUAUUCACAUGGAGAACUGAAAUCAAGUUCACAUUGUAUACAAAGACCCGUUUCAGCUGGUGUGGGCAAGAAGAGGGUCAGUGAUUUGUCUCAGAGUAUUCAACUUUCAGAAGGCUUUAUCAGAUACCGACAGACAAAGACACAUCCUUCCCCACAGCCUGAAAAAUCACAGCACAAACCAUCUAAUCAAGCCACAACAGUAACUUUUGUAAAGACUAUUAAUGCAUGGACAAACUACAAAAAACCUUGUAAGAGUACACUUCAAGAUUCUGAGGGAGCUUUGCAUUGGGAUACAGACAGUGACAGCAACCUCUCAAUGUGGCAGCUUCUUCCUGAUGAACUGUGGCUGUGCAUCUUCUCAUUUUUGUCCCAGAAAGAGCUUUCUCAGGUUGCCCAGGUCUGCCACCGUUUCCACUGCCUUGCCAGGGAUGAGUCCUUCUGGGGGCAGAUUCAUAUUGUAGACUGCCAUUGUUUAAAUGAUGAGUGGCUGAUCAGACUUGGGCUCCAUCAUCCACAGUGUUUUUCUCUGUACCAUUGCCAUGAUGAAACCUGGAGGAUUACUGAGGAGGGGUUAAAGCAGUUCUUUCAGCACUGCAAAGAGUCUCUUAAGGAAUUGAAUACAACAAGCUGCAGUGGUCCUACACUGAGAGGAGACAUAAUUUUAUACCAUGCAAGCACCUUUUGCAACAAGCUGACCUCUGUGGAUAUAAGCUGGACAGGAGCCACUGAUUUAGGAAUCAUUGCUCUGGCAGAAGCUUCUGUAAGCCUCCAGAGCCUUUCUGCAAAUGGAUGCCAAAUUACAGAUGAUGCUGUAAAUGCCUUGAUUGAAAAACAUGGGAAAAGACUCAGUAAAAUAGAAGUCUUUGGUUGCCAUGCUCUAACUGCGAAAAGCCUGAGUUCCAUAGCUGAAGAGUGUCCAAAUCUGCAGACACUGAACAUUGGCAGAGUCCCAGAGGUUACUCAUGUCUGUCUCUCAAACAUAGUGAAGCACCUGAAAAAGUUAUCUGCACUCAACGUAACUGGGCUCAGUGUGGUGAGAGAUCACGUUGUCCACUUUAUUGUGACACAGUGUCCUAAAUUGGAGUCUCUGAUUCUCAGCUCCUGCUCACAAGUGACAGAUCUAAGCCUAGUGGAAAUUAGCACCUACCUGCAAACAAUCAGAUAUCUUGAUGUUAGCAGCUGUAAAAAGGUGACAGAUAUAGGAGUUCAGGCUUUGGCAGGGAGCUGCCACCAGCUUUAUUAUCUUGAUCUGAGUUCAACAGGAACAAGCAAGAGAGGGGUAUGCUUGUUGGCCAGCUUCUGCCAUAGCAGUCUGGAAUGUGUGAAGCUCAAUUUUUGCAAGAACAUCACUCUGGAUGCUGUUAAAAAGCUUUGUAAAAAGUGUAAGAGGCUAAAGAUGCUUCAUCUUUAUGGUUGCUGUUUCAGCCGUGAUUGGGAAUCCAUUAAAGAAAUCAGUAAAACAAUAAAAGUGUUUCAUGAUCUCUCUGCUCCAGCAAUUAACAUUUUAGUUGAAUGAGGAACUACGCCUAUCACUAUGGACAUUUCUGGCUUGUAAAUAUGACAC